CCCAUACGCCUUCACCCGCCCAAACGUCUUUCCCGAAGUUCGCCGUCGCGCUGCCCACCGAUGCACGCGCCUCACCCACCCGCCACGCCAACAACACAACACCCCCAUAACAAAUCGACUCAAUGAACGCCGUAGUCGCCAGAUCCCCGCUUGCAACACUACAUAUGGCGACGAAUCGGCCAAACACGCGGCGGAGAAGCGUUAAGCAGGCUUUUGAGGACGACGAUGCGCCGGUUGCGAAGCGGGCGAAGACGGCUGGCGAGCUGGGUGGCCCGGGCAAGAGGACGAAUGGCGCGACGAAGAGGACUACGAAGGCUGCAUACGAUGAGAACGAUGAUGACUUCCAAUUCUCGCGCCGCACAUCGCGCAGGACUGCUGCGAAGGCACAGCCUCUGGUCGAGUCCAUACCUAAAGAGCCCGCGAAACCCGCCGUGUCGCGUCGGAGGAAGAACUCCGUCCCUCUUGUGGAGCCGGCAGCUACAGAACCGCAAAAACGACGGCGAUCGGCACGUCUAUCUGGUGAUAAAGAGCAGCUCGAAGCAUCUGCAGACCUAGGGAAGCAACUCCCGAAACGGAGCAAGAAAAGUGCGCCGCCCGAGAAGGAGAGGCGCGUCACACCCGCUCCGGAGCCAGGGGAGAGGAGCGCGUUACUAGGCGUGCAGACUCCCGUGCAACCCUGGGUUGUCAACGAACAUAAAGAAAAGAUCAAGCUGCCAUUUGCAGAUACUCCUGUCAUUUUGAGAAACAAGGAUAUGCGAAAAGGGAGCAAGGGUGGGCGGAGGAGGAGCAGCACUGGGUUACGGGGUAGGAGAGCGAGCUCGCUGAUUGACAGUGGGUUGUCGAAUGCCCUACCGCAUUCCGAGGUCGAAAUCCGAGAAUUCUACAAGUACAUCGAACAAAGUCUUCCCGAGCCGAGGCGGAUGAAGCAGCUGCUCACCUGGUGCGGGUCAAGAGCACUCCCAGAGAAACCGUCAGGUGACGUCAAAGACGUGAAUGCCAUAAUGGCGGCGCGUGCAAUACAACAAGAGCUUAUAGACGACUUCGCAAACAAACCCGAGCUUUCAGACUGGUUCAGCAGGGAAGAUAGCACGCCCUUAGCUGUAGUCAAGAAACCCAAUCUGCAAAACCUCAAGAACCAAGCCACACUCCAAGAUCUUGAAGAAGAGAUCAAACGCCUCGAGGAAGAAAAGGCUGCAUGGGAAGCCCUGACUGUAACGUCGAAUCUCAUGCCUCCGCCAACCCCGCCCUCGAUAUCAACACCCAAUCCCUCGUUCGAAGACAUCGAUAUCGCACUCCUCGACCCCACACAAGCUUCAAUACUGGCUGCUCUGCAGCUGCAGCCAUCACAACUACAGCCACAACCCUCCGACUCGUCCUCAUCUCUAGACCUCCCUCCACCCUCCGCCCACCCGCCCACACGCCCACAAUUCUCUUUCACAACCGUAUCAGCACUACAAUCGCAUCUUUUAACCCUCUCGGCCGCCCUCGAGCCUAAUGUCGAUUUAUUCGCAGAUGGCGUGCACAAAAUCCAAAAUUACCGUACCACAGCCGAGAGAGUCGCGGACCGUGUUCUAAGUACUGCGGCAUUAAGACUGGAGGAGAGGGAUAAGGAGGGGAAGGAGAAGGUCGGCAGUGAGAGAAUUGGGGCGGCAGAUUUGUUGAGGGGGUUGGCCGGGGUGUUGAACGAUUGACGGGUUGUAUCUACAUGUACGACAGAGACAAUAUGUAAUGUGCAUGAAAUGAGGGCUAAAUGGAGGGGUUGAGUGCCACGAGUGGCCUGCUUGGGACUCGCCGGCAUGGCUGUGGGGAGAUGUUUUUUCGUUUCUGGACCGAUGGAUGAUUGACUGAUGGAUUGUAUGAGUGAGAAUGAUAUAUGAGGAGUUCUUCUCUCUGUAUUUCCUGUUGAUGAUUUCUGGUCUUGUCUUGCCUGGCCUGGUAUUGAGGUUUGGCGUGCGGUUUCUCUGUAGGCGGUAUGUAUGCCUGGGGCUUUUUGUUGGCUGCGAGCAUGGGCAUGGGCAUGGGCAUGAGCAUGGUGUUCUGUUUGUUCUGCUUUUCGGCUGCUUACUUUCGGCUUGACUUGGCUUGGCUUGACUUUGGGUAGGAGGGGACAGCAUGGGGAUUGUG
Messenger RNA from Lindgomyces ingoldianus, 2124 nucleotides. RefSeq lists its product as uncharacterized. The coding region runs from base 165 to 1691 and encodes 508 amino acids. NCBI's taxonomy places the organism in Eukaryota, Fungi, Ascomycota, Dothideomycetes, Pleosporales, Lindgomycetaceae. The record is from RefSeq and is a predicted model, not a curated record. Gene Ontology annotation, cellular component: MIS12/MIND type complex. Gene Ontology annotation, biological process: cell division; mitotic sister chromatid segregation. The transcript has 6 exons.